Molecule: messenger RNA, 5203 nt
Organism: Dermochelys coriacea (leatherback sea turtle)
Lineage: Eukaryota; Metazoa; Chordata; Testudines; Dermochelyidae
Product: F-box/LRR-repeat protein 21-like
Exons: 7
Coding region: 1342-2652 (436 amino acids)
Biological process (GO): G2/M transition of mitotic cell cycle; regulation of cell cycle; SCF-dependent proteasomal ubiquitin-dependent protein catabolic process
Cellular component (GO): nucleus; cytosol; SCF ubiquitin ligase complex
Molecular function (GO): protein binding
Source: RefSeq, a predicted model, not a curated record
ACCGAGUGCCGGUGGCGGGGGAGUCUGGGAAGAAGCUCCACGCCCCCCCCCCCCUCCCGAGACACGGCCGCGGACGUUGGCUCUGCUGGCUCCCUGUUGGCCUAGAAGGUUCUGACCCCCCCCCCAGCCCCCCCCGACUCAGUCAGCCGGCGGGGGGCAGCGCGGCCGCGGCGUCAGGAAGUGAAAGCGGACAGAUGCUGGUGAAUGCCCCAUGGCCGUGGCUACCACAGUUCAUUCAUCCACUACCCACCAAAACUUGGAAGCUUUCUUUAGGUAAGAAAAUUGCCUCAGACUGUCCUAUACAACUUUCAAAAUUGGUCUUUUGUAUCUAAUUAUGUUGGUUCUAUAACUUUAGUUGUAAAAUAUCUGUGCAUGUUGUAUGUCACAGUUGCUUUGUUUUCAGUUGUGAUCUUACGCAUAGUAUAUUUGUGCAAUUACUAAUAUAUUAUUUACUGUCAGUUUUCUUGUAUACUGUAAUAAUUGGUAACAUUCUUGCAGAAAGGUAGUGCAUGUGCAGAACAACCAAAAGUGAUCAAAGGAUACAGUCAACUUAAAACAAAACAAAAAACUUUUGUUAGGAACAUCGUGUAACAGUUGGAUGUACAAGUAAUACAAGAUUACUGUAACCGAGAGGCAUUGAAGUUUUAAAAAAAAAAAAAAAAAAAUCUCUGGAUGCUAUCUACAGAUUCCGUCCUGUGUUUUGGUUGCUUAACAUUAGACAAGUACAGCUCCCCAGCUCUUAGAUUCUCUUGUGUGAGCUGAGCAACACCUUUUUUCCUGCCCACACAUGGAAACUUAUGUAUCCCUUUACAGACUUGUUUGGUCGAGGGGAAUGAUAUAGUUGUGGUGGUGGUUUAAUAAUAUGGUAUUGAUUGUGUAACUUCGAUCCCUAUAAUUGUACAACUAAUGCUAACUGGGUGCGUUCUGAAGGUAUAAAGUGGCACAAGGUUAGAGCUAUGCACCUUGGAGAUCCCUGUUCUGUUUGCUGAGCGAACAUAUUGAGACUAGCUUCUUUAGUUCUUCGUUUAAUUAAAAUACUUUUAGAAUUCUUAAAGUCCCUCAUGGGUUUCCCAGACUUUGCAGGUCAGUUUGUCUUUGGUCAAUGACUUCACAGGUCAGUUCAUCUUCUGGGACCCCUCCCUGCCUUCUGGUUAAGGAAUCCUUUCAUACAUACAGGAUGACUCAGUAAUGGGAUGGAUGUUCAAACACCUUGAAGGUGCUGAUGUUAGACAGGAACUUCCACAUUCUUUGGAGAGAUCUAUUGUACUUGAAAACGUACAAAAAGCUUUGUACCUUCUUCACGUCACACCACUCUAGUACCUGACAUUGUUUGCUUUCAAAAUGAAGAGAAUCAGGCGGACUGUUAAAACUGAGAACCCAGUUCUCCAAGCACCACAAAGAUCAAAAAAGCAGAAAACAUUUUUCUAUGGAUCAGCGUUUGGCAAGUCUCACCUGCAAACCUUGAUGGACUGGGGAACCCUGCCGCUCCAUGUAGUUUUACAUAUUUUUCAGUUCUUGCCUUUAGUAGAUAGAGCCCGGGCAUCUUCUGUUUGCCGAAGGUGGAAUGAAGUUUUUCAUAUUCCUGACCUGUGGAGGAAGUUUGAAUUUGAGCUUAACCAACCAGCUACUUCUUAUUUAAAGUCUACUCACCCCGAUCUCAUUCAGCAGAUUAUCAAGAGACAUGCUGAUGAUCUGCAGUAUGUCAGCUUCAAGGUUGAUAGUAGUACUGAGUCUGCAGAAGCUGCCUGUGACAUCCUGUCUCAAUUGGUGAAUUGUUCUAUCAAGACAUUAGGUUUGAUUUCAACAGCAAAACCAAGUUUUAUGAACGUCUCCAAGGCUCAUUUUGCAUCAGCACUGACAGUAGUUUUUGUAAACUCCAAGUCAUUAUCAUCCAUCAAAAUUGAUGACACACCAGUUGAUGAUCCAUCUUUGAAGGUUCUUGUUGCUAACAAUAGCGAUACUCUAAAACUGCUAAAAAUGAGCAGCUGUCCUCAUGUGUCACCUGCUGGAAUUCUUUGUGUUGCUGACCAGUGUCAUGGCCUUAGGGAACUGGCUUUGAAUUAUUACAUACUAAGUGAUGAACUGCUGCUGGCUCUUUCUAGUGAGAAACAUGUUAAUCUUGAACAUCUUCGUAUAGACGUUGUGAGUGAAAAUCCUGGACAAAUUGAAUUUCAUACUAUUAAAAAGCAAAGUUGGGAUGCACUUGUUAAGCACUCCCCCAAAGUCAAUAUUGUGAUGUACUUCUUUUUAUAUGAAGAGGAAUUUGAUGCAUUUUUCAGAGAAGAAACUCCUGUUACGCACCUUUACUUUGGUCGUGCAGUAAGCAAAGCCAUGUUAGGUCGUAUUGGAAUGAACUGCCCCAGGUUGAUUGAAUUGGUGGUAUGUGCUAAUGGACUUCAGCCACUGGAUGAUGAACUCAUUUGCAUUGCUGAACGCUGUAAGAACCUAACAGCGAUGGGCCUUGGUGAAUGUGAGGUUACCUGCAGAGGUUUUAUUGAGUUUGUAAAGAUGUGUGGAGGGAGGCUAACCCAGCUUUCUAUUAUGGAGGAGGUACUCAUUCCAGAUAAUGAUUACAACCUGGAUCAAAUUCAUUCAGAAGUCUCCAAACACCUUGGAAGAAUGUGGUUUCCUGAUAUGAUGCCUACCUGGUAAACUAGCUAUAGAAAGUAUUACUGUAUGGUUAAAACUGGUUAGAUCAAGAUGUUGCUUACUAUGCAAAUAAGAAAUUAUAAAAUAAAGCAUCAAAACUUAAUUUUAAAUGUCUCAAGUUUAAUGAACUGCAUAUAGGCUAAAGCGAAGUGCUUGAGUGACAGUGUUACAUUAAAUUAGAAAAUAGAAUCUCGUAUAGUUAACAAUAGAUACAUUGAAAGGAUGUCUGUGGGUUAGAGAUGUUUCUUCCUCCAAUUAAAUUAAGCAUAUUAAUAUGGCCUCUGUUAAAUUAAAUCGUUCCAUUAAACACACUUAGUGCAAAGUUUUUUAAGGUGUUCUAUGAUAGUCUUUCUGAUGUGGUUAAAGGGAGUCUGAAGCUAGUCUGCUUAAUAGGGAGUUAAAUGGAACUUUCAGGUAAACUAUUACUUGCAGUGUUAAUCCACUUGUUCUACAUGUUCACUAAUAAUUUUUUGUUGAACAAAUACUUUGUAUCAUAAGAGCAAUCUGAAAUAGUGUAGCUAAUUAAAUCUGUUUUAAUGUGCUUGUAUACAUGUGUUUGAAUAUUGUGGCAAAUUAAGGAAUAAUGCCGCAAUAAAGAAAACGUUUUUGAUUUUAACUCUGUACUCAAUUUUCACUUUAUCAGCAAGUUAUACCAUAAAGAUAGUGUUGUAUAAUUCAUUGUUUCUCUUCCUAUGUACUGACUUAUCUGUACAGGAAAAAAACAAAACCUUGUUAAAAUUGAUGUACCUAAUAAUUCAUGGUGUUUGAUAAAGUGUAUACUUUUAUCGUUAAGACCAGUUUUUUUUUAUCUUAAACACUAAACUGUCAGGAUUCUGGCCCAUGCUCCCUUCACACAGGGUCUAUUAAGAUGUCCCAAAAUGGUCACGGUUGUAUUCCUCUUUCUGGUGUAGGGAUUGCUAUGAUAUCUCAGCGACACCAACACAGAAGUAUGCUGGUAGGGAGGAGGGUUUGAUUGGGUUGUACCAUCUGGAUCCAGUUAUUUCCCCACCUGGCAUAAAAUUAAAAGCUUAGAGCAACCCAAGGCUGUUCUAAUGCUAGGGGCCAAAGUGGCCCCAUUAAGCCCUGGGAAUUGGGGAGCCUUCGCUGUGCCUCGCAGAACUCUGCCCUAACCACUAAAUCCUCCUAUAGUGAGUGUUGGGGGCUGAUCCUGUUUUCAUUAAGGUCUUGGCUACACUUGCAUGUUAUACCACAAUAAAGCUGCCCAGAGUGCUCUAACUCACUCCCCGUCCACACUGGCAAGGCACUUAGAGCGCUCUGACUCCCUGGCUAGAGUGCUGCUGGUACUUCAUCUCCCCAAGAGGUAUAAGGUUUGCUGCGUAUUGGGUGAGACACUACAACGUCAGUGUGAACAAGGAGUUACAGUACAGCGCCCUGAUUGCCCUCAGAAAAUGUCCCAUAAUCCCAUUAACUGAAGUGGCCUCUCUUGUCUUUGUUGUGAACUCUGGCAGGAAUGCAGAAGUGGCCUUUUCAAAGCUCCAUUUGGGAGCCCAGUGCGGCUGCUUAUCAGCUCUGAGAAAAAAACAAACAGCUAAUGUUUGCUUUGAGAGAGGCGGGGGAGGGAGGGGCAUCUGUACUUACAGGACAGCAUGCUGACACACUCUCAGCACCCCAAAACCCCCCCCCCCUCUCUCUCUCCCCCCACAUACACACAACACACUCCACGCCACCCCCUCCCCCUUUGAAAAGCACACUGCAGCCACUUGAACGCUGGGAUAGCUGCCCAUAAUGCACCGCUCCCAAUGCAGCUGCAAAUGUGGCCACCCCAGUGCGCUUUCAGCUGUCAGUGUGGACAGACUGCAGCGCUUUCCCUACUGCGCUGUAUGAGGCUGGUUUAACCCAAAGCGCUCUACAUUUGCAAGUGUAGCCAAGCCCUAUGUAAGCAAGACUUGCAACCUAAAUGAGUGUCCUGCCUGUAAGGACUGCAGGAUUGACUUGUUGCAUAUCCACACUAAAGAAUCCUGUGGUGAAGCCGAUCUUUCUUUUACUUGAAAUGAGGUAAAGUUUGUUAGUGCAAAGUAGAUCAUGCAUUUGUUUUUUGUGAUCCACUUUUAUACACUAAUGUAAAUUGUAGUGUAUUGUACCAUAGUUUGUCUAGCUACCUACUUGUAGCAGCAAAUCAGAGAUGUGUGCAUUUGGUUGAUCUGUAUGAGGUUUGUCACAUCAAAGUAAAAGCCAAGUAGAGUUACUUUCUUAGUUAAUCUAACUUCUCUGCUGUACAAAUAAUUUUGGGUUAGGUGUUGGCUAACUCCUCCAUUCUUUCAAACAGAAUGGUUUGAAAAGUUAUACACAACAUAAAAUAAGAGAUAAUUGGGAUAAAACAUACUAAAUGUAUUUGAAUUGAUCAAUAGUGAGUUUUUACAAACUAUACAAGACAUAUUUUAGUAGAGACUGUGUAAUAUCACUUGUUAACCAAGCAGUUCAUAAGUGGUAAAUUAAUAUAAUCUAAAUUUGUUCCAAAUAUUAUUUUGAUGAGGAUUUUUGUAACUUUUGUUUAAACUGUAAAUUUAAUAAACUUACCUCAUUUGCCCACUGA